GCUGUUCUGAGCUCCCGUGCCUGGAAGUGUGAGGGGGCUACACUGCGCCCUCGUCUGGCUAGCCUGUUGCAGGGACUUGAAGUAGCUUUUCAACUCACCUGCUCCUAAUGAUUUAGACAUUUCAGCGAGCUUCAGCAGACUUCGGGAGCAUUAUUCUUUGUAGCUCCUGCAGUAAGAGGCCGGCUAGGCCAGACAACACUGCAGAGAACUCCAGCCACACGCUAAUACUUGCAUUUAGGAAGGCAUGGUGUGCGGCCAAGCCCCAUGUUUGUCUGCCAGGGGACAUUUCAGAGUACAGUGUGCCUCCAUAUUUUUGGACUCUCCUACCCCUGCAUUCCUGACAUAGUGACUCAGAGAUACAGCAGGACACAAAAGGAGCCCCUUAAAGACGAUCACUUAAUCAUUAAAAAAAUGUAGGCUAUACUGAGACUUCACUAAAAUCUGGAGUGGAUAGCGGCAUGUGUCCCUUUGCCCUGCGGUGAUGUAAGGAGAUGAGGAGUGAACGAGCUCAGAGACGUGCAGUCUGAGCAGCCUCUCUUAACCAUAAAUGGGAAAGCAUUGAAGGCAGCGAAGCGACCUAACGGCCACUGUCGAUGAUGCAGGACUAAAGGUCAACAUUUUUUUUGGGGGGUUGGGGUCUUUUUUUUUUUUUUAACCAUCUGCGCUCUCACACGAACACGGACCAUUGGCAGACUCCUGGUUCGCGGCAAGAUAUGACAUCAUGCAGUUUGACAUCACUUCCCUUUGAGGCAAGUCACCGCUGACUCGACUGGAGCGUGAAAACAUAGCCACGCAGGGGUUUGUGUGUGUGUGUGUGUGUGUGUCUGUGUUUGCAUGUGGGCACAUGACAUCACAGCGUCAUCACUGCCCUAUCUCCAUAGCCAAAGCUGUGCCUCUUGAAGCAGAUAUUAUGUCAGCAAGUGCCAUGCUAGCAGAGCUGCUGUGGCUGUUGUUGUUUUUGUUGUGGUAUUCUUGAUUACGUUCCUUUUCAUUCCUGUCAUUCUGCUUCUUGUGAGCUUAAAGAAGGGCAGCGUCAAGCAGCUGACGGAUUAAGCGAAAAAAAAGAGGGACUUGUGUGCCCAAUAUGAGGAAAGGCCACAGGGCGAGCAGCUCCUCUGAGUCCGACGAGAAUCAACAACAACAGUCGAAGGAUUCCUCAAGUCCGUCAUCGCCAUGUGGAAGUUCACUGGAUGAGGAUUCAUCGUCGGAUUCAGACGUGGAGGCAGAGGGUGUGAUGAAGAGGAGCCAGAGGUUCAGCAGCUCUUUCAGCCUUGAAGAAGAUAAUCAGCUACAGCCAAAGGAUGAGGACAGUGACGACGAGCUGUCGCAGAAGAACUCUAACGGAGUACCCAUCACAGAGCAGGUGGAAGCAGAAUUGGCAGCCGAGUGCGUUUUAUUGGAAAAACAGGACACUUUCUGUGACACGAUUCAACCUCCAAGGUCGGGCUUGUUCAGGCCUCAGGAGUUAUGGCUGGCAGUGACGAGAUGUCUCUCCCUACGAUGGCCCCCCUGUCUGUCAAUCAACAGACAGACGAGCAGGAAAUUAGCUUACCAAGCGGACCUCGACCAAUCCGAGGACACACAGUCGACCCUUAGCUCCGAUUCGACCAAUGAGAGCUCUUCAAACACGUCCACAUCAGACGACAGAGAUGUGACUUCGGCGAAACCCGAGGAAAAGGAAGUGAAAACUAGAGGUGUUAAAAGUGGUCCAGCUCGUUUUCUUGGGAUUUCUCGUUCCUCCCCCAGAUUGCCAAGAGCCAAACAAGCCACAGACUCCGUGUUGGCUUCAAUGAUCCUGGAAAAAGAAAUGUUUUUAAGGAUCGAGCUUGUAGACUCGGGCGACGAGAGGGAAGAUUUGCGCUACAGGGCAGAGUGGAAGCUGUCAGAGAGAACUAAGGAAUUGGCAGAGGGAGUCUGGCUUUCUCGGAGCCAAAAGUUGAUGGAUUGAACAUGAAGUUAACAACUUGGUUGCCUUUGUUGGAAUAGUAUUUAUCAUCCACCCAUCAAGCUAGAUUGCUUAUUGCAACUAUCAGUAAAUUGGUUAUUAUAAUCAUCAAAUCGAAGUUUGUUUUAUUCCUGAUUAAAAGCGGCUUAGAUUUCAAUGAGUAAUCAGUGAGAUUGGUUUUGCAUGAUGGCUGUGUGUUGAUCCAUGCGCUCGCUGUUGCUUACUAAUUAGAAAGGCUAUUUUCAGAAACGCAGCACAGUCGGAGUUAAUGUUUGUUUUUUCUGCCUUUCUGGAUCUCUCAGAGAACAUUUUAUACAUGGCUGGUUCCAUGUGUGGGAGGCAAAGGAGAUCUAAUAGACUAUGUCAUGUAUUAUAAAUAAAAGCCUCUUUUGAGA
Messenger RNA from Labrus mixtus (cuckoo wrasse), 2340 nucleotides. RefSeq lists its product as uncharacterized. The record is from RefSeq and is a predicted model, not a curated record. The transcript has 4 exons. The coding region runs from base 1085 to 1948 and encodes 287 amino acids. NCBI's taxonomy places the organism in Eukaryota, Metazoa, Chordata, Actinopteri, Labriformes, Labridae.